AUGUUAUCCAAAAUCUGCCGCUCUAACUUAAGUUCCGGCGGCUCCGCCGCCCCCAAAUUAACACCGCAAGCAUCAACUUCGUCAAGAGCUGCCGAUGCAAAAAUGUUCAUCCGGCCCGGAAAAUUUUGCAGGUUAUCAGGUGACCCGCUGGAAACCACCGAAGCCCUGGCGUGUUCCAGGGUUCCGGCCAAGGUCAUGGUGGAAGUCGCAUUGGAUUUGGCUUUGUGUAAUGUGAUCCGGGCUAACCCUUUUAGGGUUGUUGCAUUGUCGAAACGUGGAUCCGAAUGCAGGAAAUUCACGCAAAAUGGCGGGUCGAUCGUCGUGUUGCAAAUCGCAUUGAUAUUAAAGGGUGCUGAAUUGUUAUUGAUCAAUGGCGGUGCUGAUAUGGGUGAUGAAUUAUUGAUCAACGGUGCCUUUAUCGGCGCUGAUCCGGGCGAUAAAUUGUUCAAGGGUGCUGAUUGUGGUGCUAAAUUGUUCAAGGAUGAUGAUUCUGGUGGUUUGGCCUCUUGUGCUUGUAAUACAUCAAAAUUGUUGUUCAAGAGAAUGGCUCCAAGAAAGAGCACGACAAAGAAUUGUGAUUUCAUCGUGUUAACUACUUUUGUUUCUUUUUAUGUUUUCGGAUUUUCCUUGUGA
Molecule: messenger RNA, 633 nt
Organism: Oldenlandia corymbosa var. corymbosa
Lineage: Eukaryota; Viridiplantae; Streptophyta; Magnoliopsida; Gentianales; Rubiaceae
Source: the annotation of a GenBank genome assembly